AUGGCGUCCACGCGCGCGGCGACGCGAGGUGCGACGCGAGGUGCGACGCGAGGUGCGAUCGGGGGACGCGCGCGGACGGCGCGACGGGUGACUCAGCUCAUCCGCGCGCGCGGAGCGGAGGCCGAGACGUUCGCAAAGUCGUCGGAUCCGGGCGUUUCGUUCGUUGGACGCGGCGCACGUGCGGUGGGCGCGCGAUCGGUGCGCGCGCGCGCGCGUCGGGGACGGACCGUGGCGCGAUCGACGGCGACGGCGAGCGGCGAGGCGGAUGCGGGCGCGGCGCCGAGCGCGUUUCUCGUCGGCAUCGGCUGGUUCUUCGCCCAUCAGCUCAUCGGUGUCGGGAACGAUGUCAUCAUGAAGUACACCGGAUCGAACCUCGGGGUGGCGCAGGUUGUGUUUUUGAGGUUCCUGUUCGCCACGCUCACCAUGGUGCCGGUGAUGGUCGCGAUGGGGAAGGAGUCGUGGAAGACGGAUAGAGUGCCACUGCACAUCGCACGCUCGGCCCUCCUCGCAGGAGGCAUCUUUAUGUACGUCAAGGGAUUGACCAUCGCCCCGAUCGCGGUGGUGACAACGCUGAACUUUACUAUUCCGCUGUUCACGCUCGUGCUCGCGCGCAUCUUUCUCAAGGAAACGGUUGACGCGACGCGUUGGAUCGGCACCCUCGUCGGUUUCGCCGGUGUCACGAUCGUGAUGCAGCCCGGUGGGGCCGUUUUCAACCCGAUGUGGCUCGUGGUCUUGCUCAGCGCGACCAUGUUCGCCUCGCUUGAUGUGUUGAACAAGGUGUUCAUCGGCAAGGAGAGCUUCUGGGCGAUGAUCUUCUAUACCGCCCUGUUCACGACGUGCAUCGUGGCCUACCCAGCGCUCACGUCCUGGGUCGCCCCAACGAUGACGCAGUACGGUUUGAUGGCCAUCCUCGGCGCGGGCGCGAACGGAUUGCUGUACUGCCUGCUAAAAUCGUUCAGCAUGGUGGACGCAAGCGCGUUGGCGCCGUUCCGCUACACCGAGCUCAUCCUGUCUGCGGGCGUCGGAUUCCUCUUGUUCGGCGAGGUCCCGGCGAUGUCAACGUUUCUCGGCGCGUGCGUCAUCAUCCCGAGCACGCUCUACGUCGUGUGGAAGGAGAAUCAGAAAUCCUAA
Ostreococcus tauri is the source of this 1131-nucleotide messenger RNA. Its product is annotated as Drug/metabolite transporter. The transcript has a single exon. Gene Ontology annotation, cellular component: membrane. Lineage: Eukaryota; Viridiplantae; Chlorophyta; Mamiellophyceae; Mamiellales; Bathycoccaceae. Bases 1 to 1131 code for a protein of 376 amino acids. The record is from RefSeq and is a predicted model, not a curated record.